AAAAGGUACAGGGUUGCAGGUUCUUCGGUACCUCCUCUAGCUGAGCUGUGUCUGCAGUGGAACCAGAGAAUCCUCUUAACCAUGAGGCUACUCAUCCAGAUCCUCACCAUCUGCCUGGCACUCUCUGUCUGCCUGGCAGCUCCCACCAACGACCACGGCAACGACCACGGCAAUGACCAUGGCAAUGACCACGGAAAUGACCACGGCAAUGACCACGGAAAUGACCACGGCAAUGACCACGGAAAAGGCCAUGGAAAUGACCACGGCAAUGACCACGGCAAUGACCAUGGCAAACACCAUCACGGUCACUUUGAUCGCUGCCAGGAAUUAGUGUUUGAUGCUGCAAUUGAGAACAAGGAAGGAGUCCAUUACUUCUUUAAGGAUGAUCAUGUGUUUAAGGGGUUCCAGGGUGAGGGUGAGCUUACAAAUAAGACCUUCCCUGAGCUGGAUGACCAUCUUCUGGGACACGUGGAUGCAGCAUUCCGUAUGCCAUCUGAGGACAGUCCUGACCACCAUGAACACCUGUAUUUCUUCCUGGAUGACAAGGUUUUCAGCUAUGAAAAUCACAAGCUGGAAGAAGGAUACCCAAAAGCUAUCUCUGAAGUAUUCCCUGGUAUUCCAGAUCAUUUGGAUGCUGCAGUUGAGUGCCACAACCCUGACUGUCCCAAAAACACUGUGGUCUUUUUCAAGGGCCAUGAAAUCUACCACUAUGACAUUGAAAGCAAGGAGGUCCAUGAGAAAGAAUUCAAAAGCAUGCCCAACUGCUCUGCUGCCUUCCGCUAUGCGGGACAUUAUUACUGUUUCCACGGCCACGAUUUCUCUAAGUUCGACCCCAACACUGGAGAAGUUAAUGGCAAAUAUCCAAAGGAGGCCCGUGAAUACUUCAUGAGCUGUCCCCAUUAUGGUGAGAAGACUGAGGCAGAACACAUUGAGAGAGAGCAGUGCAGCCAUGUGCACCUGGAUGCCAUCACUGAGGAUGAUGAUCAUGAUCUGUUUGCUUUCAGAGGUCACCACUAUCUCAGUAAGAUUGAUGGCAAAUAUCAUGCUGGCACUAUUGAGAGUGGAUUUAAAGGUCUUCAUGAUGACAUCGAUGCUGCCUUUUCCCAUGAAGAGCACAUACACAUAAUCAAGAAUGACAAAAUGUAUGUCUACAAUAUAUCACACAAACCUGAAGAGCCUCACGCACUCCGAGAUGGUUACCCCAAUGUGAAGGAGUCACUGGGUAUUGAAGGUCACAUAGAUGCUGCCUUUAUUUGCCCUAAUGAACACAUUGUUUAUGUCAUCCAAGGUAACAACAUAUAUGAAGUGAACUUGGGAGUACAUCCACAUACCCAUUCUGAGGCAAAACCUAUCCCAUUUAAGCAUGUGGAUACUGUCAUGUGUGGAGCAAAUGGUGUGUCAGUAGUGAUUGAUGAUGAUUUCUACCACUAUGCUUCCCCUGCUAUAUUCAUUACUGCCAGAAUCUUGCCUGGGAAGCAAGAUGUAGCCAAAGAACUGCUCGGCUGUGACCAUCAUGUGUGAAAGAAAAGAGAAGAUACCACCACAUCUAGAGGAGAACCAUACACCUUCUAUCUUCUCAAUGAUGUGAGAUUCAAGUAGUGUUUGGCCUCAAAUGUAUUUUCCUACCUCUGGUGCUCUGUUUAAAUAAGCCUGAAUUUUAUUCUACAAACUGCAAAUUAAGCUAUGUCUCUCUCUCUUUUUAAAUAGCUGAAUCAAUACAACAAAGCUAUUAUGUCUCUGUCAGGGCUGUUGGUAAACAUAGAGAACCACCUUGUGCACUUUGUGGCUGAUGAAUAAACUAAAGUAAAAAAAAACA
Silurus meridionalis is the source of this 1816-nucleotide messenger RNA. It is a transcript of the gene hpxa, whose product is annotated as hemopexin a. The record is from RefSeq and is a predicted model, not a curated record. NCBI's taxonomy places the organism in Eukaryota, Metazoa, Chordata, Actinopteri, Siluriformes, Siluridae.